Molecule: messenger RNA, 1515 nt
Organism: Helobdella robusta
Lineage: Eukaryota; Metazoa; Annelida; Clitellata; Rhynchobdellida; Glossiphoniidae
Exons: 9
Biological process (GO): membrane repolarization during action potential; potassium ion transmembrane transport
Cellular component (GO): membrane
Molecular function (GO): inward rectifier potassium channel activity
Source: RefSeq, a predicted model, not a curated record
AUAAAAAAAUUCAUCAUUCCACAUAAUUCACCUUUAAAAGGUGCUUGGGACUGGUUAAUUCUUGUUCUCGUGUUGUACGUGGCUGUUUUAACGCCAUACAUGGCCGCUUUUAAGCCUUAUGAAAAUGGAUUUAAUUUUACUGAUUCAAAACAUAAUUUUCAACCUAGUCCAAUUUAUUUCAGGUUCAUCGGACAUUUUUUCUCGGACCCAUUCCUUAUCAUAGAUUCUAUCGUAGAUUUCUUGUUUUUCCUCGACAUGUUAUGCAACUUCCGAACAACUUAUCUCGAUAAUGGAGAAGUUAUAACUUGCCCAAAAAAGAUAGCCAUUAAUUACUUGAAACGUUGGUUUAUCAUUGAUUUCUUAUCUGCUGUCCCAUUUGAUGUUAUUGUUACGUUAUACAAGAAAAGUGAUACAGUGACAGCCACCAGUUUGAUGAAAACCGCCAGAUUAUUGCGCUUAUUUCGAGUUGCGCGCAAAAUGGAUCACUAUUCAGAGUAUGGAGCAUCAUUGCUGCUGCUUUUCAUGGCAAUGAUUACAUUGUUGGCUCACUGGUUGGCCUGCGGUUUCUACAUACUUGCAGAAAGUGAACGUCUUUCAUUAAAACAUCCGAUUGGAUGGCUGGAUUAUUUAGCGAAUAAAACGGGGAACUACUAUUAUGCCAACAAUUCGAACAGCGGUCCUGACAUACACUCCAAAUAUAUUACCUCGUUAUAUUUCACUUUCACUAUUUUAACCAGCGUUGGCUUCGGUAACAUAGCACCGGUCACAGACUGGGAGAAAACGUUUGCUAUAGGAGCUAUGAUAAUCGGCUCAUUAGCGAAUGCUGCCAUUUUUGGGAAUGUAGCCACAAUAAUGCAUCGGAUGUACAGAGGGAACAAGGAGUUCCACGACAAGAGUGCCAGCAUCAAAGAUUUCAUUAAGUUUCACAGAAUUCCAAAAAUGUUGUCCAGCAAACUUCAAGACAUCACACAGGAAGACUGGUGGCAAACUAAUGGCGUCGACAUGAACAAGGUUUUACAAAGCUUCCCCGAAGGUUUGCAAGCAGACGUUUGUCUUCAUACAAACAGGAUUCUUUUCUCUAAAUUUUCUGCAUUUCAAUCGGGCAGUCCAGGUUGUCUACGUAUGUUGUCGGUUCGAAUAAAAUCUGUUCAUUUUCUUCCUGGCGAAGAAAUAAUACACCAAAAUGAUUUGACUAAGGCCAUUUAUUUCGUGUUACGAGGAACUAUAGAAAUUUCAAAAGAAUGCGUUGUUGUUGCUAUAUUAACUAAGAACGACACGUUUGGAGAAUGUUCAAAAACUCUUGAAGACAAAAUUAAUUUAUCAUCGUGUUUGGGAUUCAGAUCUAAAUAUUCAGUCAGAGCACUCUCCUAUUGUGAUAUCCACAAAAUCGCUAUUUCGGAUAUUGUUGAUGUUUUCAGAGUUUACCCGGAAUUCGCUAGUGAUUUCUGCAAAAAAUUUGUUGUUACGUUCGAUAUCAAUUCCGAAGUUAGUUUUACUGGUCUAUUUAUAUUUUGA